Notechis scutatus (mainland tiger snake) is the source of this 2299-nucleotide messenger RNA. RefSeq names its product aminopeptidase like 1 (gene NPEPL1). Gene Ontology annotation, molecular function: manganese ion binding; metalloaminopeptidase activity. Gene Ontology annotation, biological process: proteolysis. Gene Ontology annotation, cellular component: cytoplasm. The record is from RefSeq and is a predicted model, not a curated record. Lineage: Eukaryota; Metazoa; Chordata; Lepidosauria; Squamata; Elapidae.
CUGGGAGGAGCCGCCGCGCCGCAGGCAGAAAGAUGGCGAGCGUGCAGCUGGAGUUCCAGGCCAGCGCUGGCGAGGCGGACCCGCAAAGCCGCCCGGUGCUGGUGCUGGGCCAGCUGCAGAACCUCCACCGGCUGCCGUGGGCUCACGUGCGGGGCAAGCUGCAGCCCAGGGUCACCGAGGAGAUAUGGCAAGCGGCAUUAAAUACUUUGAACCCCAACCCCACCGACAGCUGUCCCCUCUACCUGAACCAUGCCACAGUAGCUGCUUUACCUUCCCGGGUGAGCCGACAUAACAGCCCAUCUGCUGCUCAGUUCCUGACCCGGGUUAUCCGAACAUGCUUGCCUGGAGGAACCAAGAGAUGCAUCCUUAUGGUAUGUGAGCGCUCAGAGGUCUUCGCUUCAGCUUGUGCCAUAGCUCGGGCCUUCCCACUUUUCACCCUUCGCUCCAGUUCAUCUAGACGUACGGAGAAGAAGACAGUGGUUGUGGAGUUUUUCUUAAUUGGGCAGAACAAUGGCCCAGUAGAAGUCGAGAUGCUGAAAUGUCUAGAAAGUGCAACAGAAGGGGUUAGAUUGGCAGCUCGAAUCGUUGACACCCCUUGCAAUGAAAUGAACACUGACAAGUUCCUGGAGGAAAUCAGAAAAGUGGGAAAGGAUUUGGGGAUUGUGCCAACUAUUUUUCAAAAUGAAGAACUAAAGGAGAAAGGAUUUGGAGGCAUCUAUGGGGUUGGGAAAGCAGCCAUUCACCCACCCGCUCUGGCUGUGCUCAGUCAUACCCCAGAAGGAGCCACCCAGACUAUUGCUUGGGUUGGAAAGGGCAUUGUCUAUGACACUGGAGGACUCAGCAUCAAAGGAAAGACAACAAUGCCUGGAAUGAAACGAGACUGUGGUGGGGCUGCUGCUAUUUUGGGUGCCUUCAAGGCCACUGUGAAACAAGGCUUUAAAGACAACCUUCAUGCAGUGUUUUGCUUGGCUGAGAAUUCUGUUGGACCAAAUGCAACAAGACCUGAUGACAUUCACGUUCUUUACUCGGGAAAAACUGUGGAAAUCAACAAUACCGAUGCAGAGGGGCGUCUGGUGCUUGCUGACGGCGUCUCCUAUGCUUGCAAAGACCUUGGGGCUGACAUCAUUCUUGACAUGGCCACUCUCACAGGUGCUCAGGGAAUCGCCACCGGGAAGUACCACGCGGCUGUCCUCACCAAUAACGAAGAGUGGGAACAGGCCUGUAUCAAAGCAGGCAGAAACUGUGGUGAUCUGAUUCACCCCCUCGUCUAUUGCCCAGAGCUCCAUUUUAGUGAAUUUACCUCAGCUGUAGCCGACAUGAAGAACUCAGUGGCAGACCGGGAUAACUCCCCCAGCUCCUGUGCUGGACUUUUCAUUGCUUCACACAUCGGGUUUGAUUGGCCUGGUGUUUGGGUCCACAUAGAUAUUGCAGCUCCCGUCCAUGCGGGAGAGAGAGCCACUGGCUACGGUGUGGCUUUGUUGCUGUCACUCUUUGGGCGUGCCUCUGAAGACCCUCUGCUGAAUAUGGUCUCACCAUUGGGCUGCAGCGGAGACUCCUUGGAAGACGACAUGGGGAGAGAUAGCAAGAGACGGCGCUUAGUUUAAUUCCCCUCCUCUCCCUAUUUUGGAGCUGGCAUGCCAGAAUUACCUCACUUUGCACUGAUCAAUUUCCUAAUCCUAAAAUAGCAUGUGUCAGAAAUGGCCAUUUCAAGUGUAAAAAGAGAAUAGACACAAAAGUUGUGGUUGCUUGUAUUCUGGUUUUCCCUGAUGAUGAAAAGUCCAGUUCUACUGGUUUCUAAGAAUGGUUUGCAUUACAGUUUUUUUUUUGCGAAUGUGUAACAGCUUUGCAGCUCCCAGCAGCCCUUGUUGAGGAGGGCCAAGAAAUGUUUCUCAUCUCUUCUCUUUCAAAAACUAUCUGAGCCUAUUAAUAACAACUGCUUGAUUUCUUACUUCCUAUAGAGUUUUUUUAGUUAGUUUCUGGAUUCUCACUCUUGUCAGGGCUUCCUUAGCCCCUUGUCUUUCACAAUAUAUAAAGUAGAGGGGGAAACACCACACAGUUGUCACCAUACAGUCUAGACCAGUGGUCACCAACUAGUGGGCCGGGAGGGUGGCCCUUGAGAAAAUGUUGGUGGUCUGCAGUGAAAUGUCACCCCCAAAGCAAUUAAUCCAGGCUGUGCGGGAACACAAGGCUGCACCGCCCACAUGGCCCUCAGGAACACCAGGCUUCCAUCGCAUUGCGAGCAACACGAGGUAGUGAAGGGAGGGGGGAAAAGGCAGAGGGGGGAACUUGCCCCACUCAC